Messenger RNA from Cygnus olor (mute swan), 2074 nucleotides. RefSeq names its product zinc finger CCCH-type containing 15 (gene ZC3H15). Gene Ontology annotation, cellular component: cytosol. Gene Ontology annotation, molecular function: metal ion binding; mRNA binding. Gene Ontology annotation, biological process: cytoplasmic translation. Lineage: Eukaryota; Metazoa; Chordata; Aves; Anseriformes; Anatidae. The record is from RefSeq and is a predicted model, not a curated record. Bases 175 to 1467 code for a protein of 430 amino acids. The transcript has 10 exons.
CCGCGGCCCUGCCGCCUUCCGGUGCGGCCUCCCCGGCGGCGGCGGCGGCGGCGGCGGCGCUGUCCCAGGCGGGCCGCGCGUCCCGUCCCGUCCCUGCCUCCGCCUCCUUCCGCUCCCUGCCGCCUCCUUCCCUGCCCGCCCGCAGCGGCAGCUGAGCCGCUCCCUCUGCCCGCCAUGCCCCCCAAGAAGCAGCAGCAGCCGGCGGGGGGCAGCAAGAAAGCGGACCAGAAGAAGAAGGAGAAGAUUAUCGAGGACAAAACCUUUGGCUUAAAGAACAAAAAAGGUGCAAAACAACAGAAAUUUAUCAAGGCUGUGACUCACCAGGUUAAAUUUGGUCAGCAAAAUCCACGCCAGGCUGCUCAAACAGAAAGUGAAAAGAAAUUAAAGAAAGAAGAUAAGAAAAAAGAAUUACAAGAAUUAAAUGAACUCUUCAAGCCCGUGGUUGCUGCACAGAAAAUUAGCAAAGGUGCUGAUCCCAAAUCUGUAGUUUGUGCUUUCUUCAAGCAAGGGCAGUGCACUAAAGGAGACAAGUGCAAGUUUUCUCAUGAUUUGUCUUUGGAAAGGAAGUGUGAAAAACGAAGUGUCUACAUUGAUGCAAGAGAUGAAGACCUUGAAAAAGAUACAAUGGAUAACUGGGAUGAGAAGAAGCUAGAAGAGGUGGUGAACAAGAAGCAUGGUGAGGCGGAAAAGAAAAAACCCAAAACUCAAAUAGUCUGCAAAUAUUUUCUUGAUGCUAUUGAAAACAACAAAUAUGGAUGGUUUUGGGUCUGUCCGGGUGGCGGAGACAAUUGUAUGUAUCGCCAUGCGCUCCCUCCAGGUUUUGUAUUAAAAAAAGACAAAAAGAAGGAGGAAAAGCAAGAUGAAAUUUCCUUAGAAGAUCUAAUAGAAAAAGAGCGUGCUGCCUUAGGACCAAAUGUUACCAAAAUCACUUUAGAGUGUUUCAUUGCAUGGAAGAGAAGAAAAAGACAAGAAAAAAUUGAUAAGGCUGAGCAAGAUAUGGAAAGGAGGAAAGCAGACUUUAAAGCUGGCAAAGCAUUGGUGAUUAGUGGACGCGAAGUGUUUGAGUUCCGACCGGAGUUGGUUGAUGCAGACGAUGAAGAAGCAGAUGAUACCCGCUAUACUCAAGGAACAGGAGAAGAUGAUGAGGUGGAAGAUCCCGUGUGCAUAAAUGAUGUAGAUUUGAGCCUGUAUGUCCCGAAGGCUGUCGAUGAGACUGGUAUUACUGUGGCUAGUCCUGAGCGAUUCAGCACAUACACUUCAAUAGAAAGAGAUGAUAAUAAAUUAAGUGAAGCUUCUGGCGGUGAGAUAAACAGCAGUGAGCAAAACAAUUUAGAGGAAGAUAAUGAUGGAGAUGGGGAGUUGGAAAAUGGAGUAAUUGAUGCAGUUCCAGUUGAUGAAAAUCUUUUUACUGGCGAGGACUUGGAUGAACUAGAAGAAGAACUAAACACUCUUGAUUUAGAAGAAUGAAUUAAAAAGCUCAGGUGCAGAUUAAAAUCUAUGUGACAAAGUGAAAACUGACUACAUUUUUUUCUCCCUUUUGAAUAGAAUUCUUAAACAGGAUGUUUAUCGUUACCCAGCUGAUUCUGAUGGGCACGUGAUAUACCAGGAGUAUUUUCUUUCAAUCUCAUCUACUCCAAUCUUGACUAUGAUCACAGUAAAAUAUUCAGAGUAAUUCGUAAUUACCUGACAGCUGAAUUUGCAGAAAAUUAGAUGGUAUAUUUCAACUGAAAGUAGGAAGUGUAACUGCUUUGCCAGUGUGCAAGUGUAAGUGGGCAUGUUGAUACCAGGUACAGUAUGAAAUCAAAGGGAACGUUCUUUACCAGAACUUCAUUUUUAAUAGCGAUUGUAUUGAUUUAGAAACUGCCUGAAGUAUUUUUAGGCAGUAUACUAAUGGAGCUGAUGCAGAUUAUGCUUCUUGAAGUUCUGAUUAGCUUUACUUGAUCAGCUGGAUGCUGAGGAUACAGAUUGUGAACUGAUAUAUCAUACAGUACAGCGAUACGGUGCCCUCCGUUUAAAAUGUUUUAAACUUUCCCACCGCCUUUUGCCAACAAAACUGUAAAUAAAAAUUAUCAAC